Molecule: messenger RNA, 7284 nt
Organism: Pelagomonas calceolata
Lineage: Eukaryota; Pelagophyceae; Pelagomonadales; Pelagomonadaceae
Source: the annotation of a GenBank genome assembly
GUUCUCUGAUUGUUGUUGGAAGUACUAUAGUGUGUUCCCAGGGGUCUUUUGCUUUUGGCCGGUUUAAAUUUUUUCAAGGUUGGCGCGUAGGCUAUUGCGCGCCAGCUCCGCUCGGUGUAGGAAUACAUUGAGCAUGAGAGCGGAUCCCAUUCCCAAGCCUCCACCAAAACUCGGGAUUUCGCAUGCAACACGCGAAGAGCGUGAGUGUUUUACCUUGUUCCAGCAGCACGAUGGCAGGAAACGCAAGACUAAGGAUAUCCCGGGUUGGUCUCCUAUUCCGCCGAUAGAGUGCCGCGAUGGACCUGAUGAAGCAUGUAACGAGACAAGCGAGACUAAACAAGGUGAGAAACCCAAGCAGAAUGCGUUUGACAGGAUCAUGACAGCAGACCAAAGGCGACGCUCUAAAAAGCGAAGCUCAAAGGCAGUAGGUAACCAGGAUGCCGAAUUUGAUCAAACAGAAUUCGCAUCCAGAUAUUGGCUAGACGAAUCCUUGCCUGUGCUAUCUCGACCAGAGGAAAUAUUUGGAGAUAUUGUCCGGCGCUUCCCCGAGAUAAGUGACUUAGCGAGCAAAAUGGAAAGACCGUUGCGAGUUGCAACUAUGUGCAGUGGCACAGAAGCCCCACUCUUAGCCUUGGAACUUGUAUCGCGUGCCUGUGAAGUUCAAAAAGAGAGCCCCCUCGCAGUUACACACGUCUUUUCAAGUGAAGUUGAACCUUUCAAGCAGGCUUAUAUCGAACGUAAUUUCGCACCGCCUCUUCUAUUUCGGGACGUUCGGGAACUUGGCAGCAGGCAAGCACACACGGCCUUUGGUUCACUUGAAAAUGUGCCGCGUCAACGUGGUGACGUGGAUAUUCUAGUUGCCGGCACGUCAUGUGUUGACUACUCUAAUCUUAACACUUGUAAGAAGACAUUAGAGCAGUUAGGGGAAUCUGGUCAGACGUUCUAUGGCAUGUUCGAGUGGGUGCAAAGAGCACGGCCGCCUCUAGUACUUCUAGAGAACGUAUGUGGCGCACCGUGGAAAGGAAUGAUUCGAAACUUUGAAGCAAUCAACUACCGUGCUCAAGCAGUUCGUCUUGAUACCAAGAAUUACUACCUCCCUCAAACUCGCACUCGAGGCUACCUUCUGGCCAUUGCAGACGAAGUGGCAUUGCCUGAUGUAAUUCAUCGCUGGGAAAGACAACUCCGCGCUAUGGAACGCAAUGCAUCCGCAAGCCUUGAAGCUUUUAUGCUUGACGCCCACGAUCCACGUGUUCAGGCAGCGCGGGAAGACCUCAGCUACAAAAAGAAAGAUAAGGAAGAUACGCCCUGGGACAAGUGUGAGGCGCGACAUGCUCGAGUUCGUAUUGAGGAAAAACUUGGACAAAAGCGCCCGCUAACUAACUGGGUGCAUGGCGUGAAUGCUGCAUCUCUGCCGGACUUCGCUUGGCGCGACUGGGCGGGUGCUCAAACAGAGCGGGUUCUCGACAGUAUGGAUAUAGACUACAUGCGCCUCGUCAAGCGCCGCGAAGAUGCAAACUUCAAGACAAGUGUGUGGGAUUUAUCUCAAAAUGUAGAUCGAUCUGACCCGACCAAAGCUAAGCUGGGAAUAUGUCCAUGUCUCACGCCUUCCUUGUGUGCCUACGUCACUAAUCAGGGCCGGCCCGUCGUCGGUGUCGAGACCCUCGCUCUGCAAGGUAUCCCAAUUGAUGACCUCUUGCUCACUCGUGAGACCGAAGAGAAUCUCACCUCGCUCUCCGGGAACGCUAUGUCUACGACGGUUGUUGGAUCUGCUCUUCUUGCUGCGCUUCUUUCACUUCCCAUGGGCGUCCUUGGGCGCAUAGGAAUUGUUGAUUCAAAAGCCUGCGCAAGACAUUUGGACACUAAUUAUCCAGUCCAACACCAUAGCACGCGAGGUAGCGAUCGACAUGCAAAUGUUGUAAGAUCGCAAGUUCUGGUUCGGGAGCCGCUGGAAUUGGGUGCAACAAUUCCAAAGUACUUUCAAGGUGCUGGGUCAUUCGCGGAACGUGUCCUUCACGCCGCUUCCCAGAGCGCCAAGCGGUGCGUCUGCGAGGCUCAGCGGACUAAUUCUUCGUCCAGGGUUCUCUACUGCACUGCCUGUGGUCACAGCGCUUGCGAGGCAUGCGCAGGCAAACCAGAACACACUCAGUACAAAGUGGAUUGUCGGGGUCGGGUAUCUCCUGAGGAAUUUGAGGUUGCUCUUGGGUUGGCACUCCCAACAAUUGUCACUCUUUCUGGCUUGUCGACAGCUUCUCUCUGCAAAUUACGCCCAGAAACUGCUGGCCUCUCUCGUAAUCUGCCUGCAAGCAAGAAACGCAAGUCAGAAAUGGGUGCUAUCGCACAAACUGCCCUCGACGAUGAGGUCUGGAGGAGAUGGGUUGAAAUUGUGUCUCAUCUUGACAGAGCAAGUUUUCGUCUAGUUGAGAUGAGACGAUGUGUUGAAUGUUGGAAAGUACGAUACACAGAUGCGUCAAGCGCCCUUGUUCUUGAACUGACAUUAGGAGGUGUAUAUGGAAUUGUAUGGCAUGCAUUUGUUGAGCCACCUCGGGGGCGAGGUCCACUGCGAGACCGGCUUGAAGGUUUCGCAGUUCUUCGCGGUUUCGUUGAGAGUACGGGGGACAGCCUCUUGGAUGCCAACUGGAGUUUGCGGCUGCCAAUUGAUGAUGAUAUUGACCUUGAGCUGAGCUACGAUGGGCCUGUGGUAGAAUCGUUUGCAUCAUCCUUUGGAAUGGAAGAUGAGAAUAUGAUCGGCAAACAACGCUAUUCACAUAUCAAUGUGAAAGUGCUGAAGGGUGCCUCGUAUCUUGAUGAAGAUGUAUCUGGACGUCGACAACAGCGUCUAUGUUUCCCCUUAACCUGCCCCACCACUAGUGCCCCCCUCUCCCUUCAUUCAAUACACAGCGACGGCCUUGUCUCACCGGCAAUAACCCUGUGUUGUGCAGGUUAUGUGCUACUGCAUAAAUGUGCCGCGCCUUUGGGCUCCCUCCAUAAGAGGUUGGGAAACGACAGACCAGAACUUUAUCUCUUUCUUGAAUCCAAGCCUGUUGGUCCUGCAGCAUUGGAUACCUACGUCUUUGCGCGUGACUGGCGACGUCUUGCUCUGCGCGAAGCACGGUCAUCACUCGUGUGCUCACUCCAGAGAGGUUGGCACCCACUUGAGUGUACUAAAGAUAAGGCCAAUGUUACAGAGAUUAAGACAUCAACUAUUUUGGGGCGUUGGGUGCCUAUUAGUGCUGAUAUUUCCCAGGUUAAUGCGGCCGCAUAUACAGAGCAAGUUCAAACAGCCAUUUCCGUGAACGUUUCCUCUCCCUGGAACGCAAGUUCCAUUCUUGAGAUCGCAGUCGAUCUCGGGGAUCUCUGUGCGACGUCAGUAUCGCCUGUCUGGGGGGGGGCAUCGACAGUACAUCCUGAACAGUGGAAGUCGCUCACUCUGAGGGUGGUAGGCGCGUGUGGUGCUGUCGCAUCGGCGUCAAAGAUGGCCUUAGGGUUUCUGGUACCUCGACUGAAAUUACCAGUGGCACUCUCUGUCUGGCAGACAGUACAAGGGGGGUCCAGACUUGCAGCCAAAGUCCGGGCCGGACUGCCAUGUUGCACGACAUGUGCUCCCCUAGCACCAACACUAAGCUGGGUUAAAGUAGCGGGGAAAUCGAAUCAAUUCACCGCCAUUGAAGACCCAUACCUCGCAGGUGAGUACGAGCGAGCGCUAAAAAACCGACCCGCCGCCUUCGAACUAGAUUCUAAACGCGAAAAACAGCAGAAUGCUGAUAUCGGCUUUCUACGUAUCGCCAUUAAUCCCGUUGCCAUUGCUGUGCGGGCGUUCUCUGCGCUCCCGCGGUUCCUUCAGGCACGAGCUGACGGCGAAGGGAAGGUCCAACUUGACUUUCGGAUUGUUAGUAGUAAUUUUGGCAGGACAAUGCUGCCCGCUCGCUCAUUUUCUCUUUGUAGCAAUCGUGUUGACGAACAGGCUCCCCAGACUCCUGGUUUUGGCAAUGCAGCAUCGGCACUGCGGCCUGAACAACUUCGGUCAUUAACUUGGAUGCAGCGCAUGGAGGCAACAUGUGAGCCCUUUAUUGAGGAAGAAGUUGUAGAUGAAGCUCUUUCUGUUCUUGGCUGGCGAGCAGAAGCUCGUGUGCAAAUUCCUGUUGUGGUCCGAGGGGGUGUGCUUGCAGAUGCGGUUGGCUAUGGAAAAACUGCAAUUACGCUUGCAUUGAUUGACGCGCAGUGGCGAGACCAAGCCCCAGAGCUCCCUCCACACCUCUUGGGCAAGGCUAUUCCCUGUAAGGCCACUCUCGUUAUCGUACCUAAGCACCUCAUGGCACAGUGGCCAAGUGAGCUAAGAAAAUUCCUCGGUGAUCGCUACAAGUGCCUUACGAUUAUGAGUGUCGGUGAUCUAAUGCGGCUUACAAUCCCAAAAGUUCUCGAUGCGGAAAUCAUUAUCAUGUCGGUGCAGACUUUCAGAUCAAAGGCGUAUUUUGAUCAUCUUGCUGAAUUUGCCGCGGUCCAUGCUUUCCCGAGCAAGGGUGGGCGGUACUUUGAGGAGGUUCAUAGUCGGGCUCUCCAAAACAUAGAAAAGUAUGUUUCCGCGUUUCAAGCUUCUGGCCAAGCAGGUCUUGAUUCCAUGCGAAAGGCUGAUAAAAAAUCCCUGAGGGUGACACUAGCUGUGAAUACUAGUAAGAAGCAAGCCUACGAGAGCGGGGUGCCCCUGCGGGGGGCGCGUGAAUCCAAGGUUGCGCAGAGAAAAAAGUCAUCGCCCAGUGUUGUGGAAUACUUUUCGUCGGAUGAUAGUGAACAAGAAGAAAAGGCCUUUGUCAAACCGAGGGUGGAGUCGGUACGCACUAAGCGCCCUGGUCCAAAGGCACCACCUCUUGAAAUGUUUUAUUUUGCCCGAAAAGUCGUGGAUGAGUAUACAUACUUGGACCAUCGUGAUGUUCCAACUGUACAAGCCAUCAAGGCACGUUGCUCGUGGGUUCUAUCUGGCACCCCACCACUCGAGUCCUUCGAUGACGUUAAGGGCAUAGCAGCAUACUUGGGAGUGCAUCUUGGGGCGAGCAAUCCUGUGGUACUCACCAAAAAAGGUGAUCGUCCAACUGAUUCGCGUAAGGAACUGUCCAAGUCAGAGCUGUUUCAGGAGUUCUUGGAAGCGAAGUCCCAGUCGUGGCAUGCGCGUCGCCAGGAUGUUGCACAGAGAUUUUUGGACAGAUUUGUAAGACAAAAUGUAGCUGAAAUAGAUGAGAUUCGCUUUCAAGCAACAAUACAACGGGUAGUUAUGCCUGCACCGGACCGUGCUGUGUAUUUAGAGCUUGAGCAUCAUCUCCAUGCACUCGAAAUGCAGAAGGUAAAGGCCGCAGCACGUGGUAAGAAGAAAUUCCGUGAUAAGAGUGAUCGGGAGACCAGACUUUCAGAGGCUCUGGAAGGGAGCGCCGAUGCUGAGGAGGCGCUCCUGAAACGAUGUGCACGCCCAGCCUCGGCCCCCAAUACGAUAAUGAAUGGUAGUAGUGGCGACGGCAGCGAUGUUACAGCCUGUUCUAACGUUGUGUCUAAGCGCGCUGCGGAGCUGGAGAAUUGUGCAACUCAAAUUGUCAGGGAGGUUGCUGCAGCACAUCGCGUUGAGGAGGAGAUUCGGCGUUGGGCUGCAGUGAGUAUGUCCAGGCCUCUCAAUGGAGACCGAGGGUGUGAUAAUAUUUUCAAAAAGCACGGGAACAGCAUGUGGCAAGUUGAUGGAGAAAAGAAUGCUCGCGGACGGACCAAAAAAAAAGAUAAACCUGGCAAACCAUUCGAUAAAUUUACGGGUCACCAACAUAUGCGCGAGUGGUGGAACGAGCUAAAUCAGGGAAUUGGUGACAGUGAUGCAUCGGCCCAGUUGCUUGCGCUGGCUGCCGAAGGCCUAGCCAUUGCAAGUCAUAGUCUUAAAGGCGAGUCACAUGAAUUUGCAUCUGGUAUCGUACGUAGUCCCGAAGUAAGAAGAAGAUUAGACGCACAGACCCGUCCUGAGAUCAUCAAGGCAACCCGUUGUGUAGAUCUUGUCUUUCCUGAACCAAUUAUUGAGGGCGAAUCUGCUCCCGUGAGAAAACAACGGGAUGACACUCUCAAAGAGCUUUUCUGGGCUCUGCGAAACCAAGUGUAUGAACUACGAGCCUUGAACAAAGAGUACGUGGGCAGGACACGUUCCCUCCGAUUCUUUCGGGCCAUCGAGCAAGCUCAAAGAGAGUUUGUUGCUUCACAGCCGUUUUCAUCAUCUGAUCAGGCGACUAACGUACAGAUUCCACUCACCAAUCGAGCCAUCUUUUCAUGCUGCGGUCAUGUUGGCGAAACCUCAAAGAUGCGUGCAGCAGCAGCCCGAGAGGAAUGUCCAGCAGCUGGAUGCCACGCAAAUGUGCGCUCUCAUUCUGUUGUGGAAUGCGCAUCGCUUUGCCUUAAUGAAAGCAACUCAAAUGCCAAGGCGGUCACUCAUCAUGGUGCCAAGCUUGCAGAAAUCAUAGAUCUCGUGAGUGGUUUCCCAAAGGAUGAGCGGGUCCUCAUAUUUGUUCAAUUUGAGGAUCUCCUGACCCAAGUACAUGCUGUCCUCACUAAGGAGGGUUUCCCAGCGCUGAAGCUAAAAGGUACAGCUCAUCAAAUGUCGGCCAUAAUGUCAAAAUUUCAAAAAGCGAAGUUGGGAAAGAAUGAUGAGCGCAUACUUCUUCUAGAACUCCACAACGAGUCUGCAUCUGGUGCGAACCUAACUGCUGCAAAUCAUGUGAUCUUUGUGCACCCACUUCACGUAAGAUGCACAGUCUUCCCCUAGUCUCAUUUUUAUCUUGAUUCUUCUCCCUCUGAAAGUUGAUUUACACAGGUCAAGACCUUACAGAAUUACGUCAUGUGUGAGACUCAGGCCAUAGGGCGUGUUCGUCGUUAUGGACAGCGGAAAAUUGUCCAUCUUUACCGGUUCCUCGUCGAUGACUCGAUUGACAUCAAAAUAUACAAACGUCGAUGUGAUGAGCAGGCAAAGCGUUUUCGUUGAACCAGCUUGGAUUUUCCGGCUACCGGCGGACCACUGUGCUCGUAAUGCGUAGACAAGCAAGCAAGAGCAUCCUGUCCGCUGCGUCUAGUUUCGCUAUUAUUAUGGUGAGUACCUUAGAGGGACCAUCGCUAGCUACUCCGAGGUCGGAAUUCAACUCCGCGAGGUGCCCCUUUUUUAGUCGCGUCGACGUCGAGUCGGCAAGUCCCGGGUCAUUGGCGGGCCAUUCAACAUCGGAAAUCCCAAGUUGCCUUUUGGGAAAAUCCGAGCUGCCUUUUCGUAAUUGGAGACAG